This is a messenger RNA of Penicillium argentinense, 2016 nucleotides long. RefSeq names its product beta-N-acetylhexosaminidase. Gene Ontology annotation, molecular function: beta-N-acetylhexosaminidase activity. NCBI's taxonomy places the organism in Eukaryota, Fungi, Ascomycota, Eurotiomycetes, Eurotiales, Aspergillaceae. Gene Ontology annotation, biological process: carbohydrate metabolic process. Bases 1 to 2016 code for a protein of 671 amino acids. The transcript is spliced from 4 exons. The record is from RefSeq and is a predicted model, not a curated record.
AUGCGACUCAGUCGGACCUUUUUCUGCGCCGCAAAUGCGUUGACUUGGGUUGGUGCACACGCCGACUUGUUAACGGUUCCUACGACGCCAUUCACCGAGACCGGCGGAGAGUAUGCGCUGUCGGACAUCACGGGUAUCGUGGUGGAUAGUCGCUACGCGGACGAUGUGAAUACCAAUGGACAGACUUUGAUACCACCGACACUGUCGGAGUUUGCACACACUUUCCAGGAGGACCUGAGGUCGGUUCUGAUGCUGGAAUUGCCGAUUGGAAUGGAUGAUACGCGCCAGGCGAAUACGAUCUUCAUCACCCUUGGGAACAAUACCGGCUUCAAGGAUGCUGCAGGGACGUAUAACUACGAGGGGUAUUCUCUGGAGGUUGAUGGUACUGGAAUUGUCAUUCAAGGAGCGAGCCCUCUCGGUGCAUGGUGGGCGACCCGGACGGUCAUUCAAGCCGCCGUGACAGGCGACGGUGCCCUUGCAAAGGGUUGGGGCCUGGAUGCUCCUGGGUGGGGGGAACGCGGUGCGAUGAUUGACGCCGGCCGAUUCUAUUAUCCCCCUGAAUUUCUAGUCGAGAUGUGUUCCUACCUCUCCUUCUUCAAGCAAAACGUCUUCCAUGUGCAUCUCAGCGAUAACCUCGUUGUCGAGAGCAAAUAUUCUCGUGAAUUCCAGUUCAACCUGGCAUCAGCUUUCCGUCUCUGGUCCGACGAUCCUGCUGUAGCCGGGUUGAAUCGCCAUGCCAAUGAAUCCUAUACCCGCGAGCAAUUCGACCUCGUCCAGACGCAAUGCGCAAAGAGAGGUGUGACCGUUAUACCCGAAAUCGAAGCUCCCGGCCAUGCACUUGUUAUCGUACAGUGGAAGCCAGAACUGGGCCUUGAUGAUCUCAGCAUGCUCAACAUCAGCCACCCGGACACAAUUCCAACCAUGAAAACGAUCUGGAAGACGUUCCUGCCGUGGUUUCACAGCAAGGUCGUGCAUAUUGGCGCCGAUGAAUACGAUAGCGGCCUGAUCGAGGACUAUACUCGCUUCGUGAAUGAAAUGGACACUUUCAUCCGUGAGGAAACAUCCGGCAGCAAGCAGAUCCGAAUCUGGGGGACAUUCACGCCCAAACAAGGCGCGAACAUUUCCACGACAGUGUCAUACCAUCAUUGGACUACAGAUGCAGACCAUCCAUACUGGGACUACGUGCAGAAUGGAUACAAUGUCCUCAACUCCGACGACUACCUCUAUCUUGUCAGCGGCUGGUCACCGGUGUAUGCACAAGAGUUGCAACUAAGCCAGAUCUUCGACGGCCCGUACGGAAGGCCCUAUUCUCCCAUUACAUUUGACCCCGAGAAGGUCGGCGACAAUCCAUCUCGCGGAAACCCCCACGUUCUGGGCCAGCUGGCCGCGUUGUGGACCGAUUACGUUUUCGACGCGCUACACAACGCAGUGCCGGCGCAGAAUCUCGACCGGAGAAUCCCCAGCAAAUCAGAUACGAUCUUGCACUAUACCUUUGACGAGUCGAACUCGAAUACUGUCACCGACCAUUCGGGAAAUGGGUAUCAUGGCACGGUCCACGGCUGCAAGAUUUCUGAUCGAGCCCUCCAUCUCGCCGACGGGUGCUAUCUCGAGACACCACUGGGUAGCAAGGGACGCGACUAUACGCUUUCGUUCCGGGUGAAGCCGACGUCCACAUCUCCCGGGACACUUUUCUCAGGUCCGGACUCGAUUUUCGCCCACGGCAAUGGCACAAUCUCUAACAUGACUUUGAUCAGUGGUGGCAGUCCGUUCUCGCUGAAUUAUAGUCUCCCGCUGAACAAAUGGACGGAUGUGAGUUUGAUCGCUCAGGGUAAUACCACCAAAUUGACUGUUGGGAAAGGAGACAGUUCCUCCCGCAUGGAGUUCCUUGCGAAAAUCGGAAUCAAUGGGGAUUCGUUUGCUUGGGCGUCUAUUGGCGUUGAAGCGCCUUUGGCGCGCGUUGGUGAGGGUUUUACUGGGCUGAUGAAGAAUAUUGUUUUGAGGGGAAGGGCGGAGUGA